Mycosarcoma maydis (corn smut) is the source of this 1644-nucleotide messenger RNA. RefSeq lists its product as uncharacterized. The record is from RefSeq and is a predicted model, not a curated record. The transcript has 2 exons. Gene Ontology annotation, molecular function: protein binding. Lineage: Eukaryota; Fungi; Basidiomycota; Ustilaginomycetes; Ustilaginales. Bases 1 to 1644 code for a protein of 547 amino acids.
AUGCGUACAUCACAAAUCCUCAAGGCAGCAGCCAUCGCGGCGCCCGCUCUCCUACUUGCUACCACCGCCCAUGCUGCCUCGGACGCAUGUAUCAGCCUUCGCGGCAGUUCCAUGUGCCCCUCGUUCCAGAACAACUUUGUCAAACCAAGCAACCUUUCCAGCGAGUACGGCUUUUUCGAGGCCGUCACCGACGUAGCUUCCUUCGAUAGCCUGUUCCAGUACUACCUUACAGCUCAAAAUGGGUACUACUCGGAUAAGAUUCAGGGCGGUCUUGGAUGCAACACCACCCUCGCGACCAACGUCACCAUCCAGUGGCAACAGACCGUCUUCUGCUCCCAAUUCUCGCAGGCAUCGUACCAGUCGGGUUGUACCGCCGAGACAACACCCACCCUCGUUUGCCAGGAGACCUGCAACCAGUUUGCCUCGUCCGAGGAAGACAUUGUCGACAACACCGCUUACUGCCGAUCCACCGACCAACUCAACCCCUUCCAGCGCAGCGUCCGAUUCGACACGCUCUCCAACGACUAUUACACCUGCACCGACUACAGCUCGCUCACUACCUCGAACCCCAACUCGUGCGUCAACGGCAUCGAGAACGAAGGCAGCUGCGGUUUCGGCUACUCGAUCGACCAGCUCUGUGCCUUCUGCGACCCUGCUGGCGGCGUCACUCCUCCUCCAUGCUGCUCCGAGUCACGAACCAACCUCUCCCAGUGCUCGCAGUGGGGUCACCCUCUUGCUGCUACCAUUCGCCCUACUACUACUGUUGCUACCAGCGUACCUGGCUCGACGCAAAGCACCACUGGCGUCAACUCUGCUACCUCGAACGGCUCUGGCUCUGCCACCAGCGCCACUUUGAGCAGCAAGAACAAUGGUGGCCCCAGCGCUAGUGCCAACGUGGCUCCGCAUGGCAAGCAGCUGGUUAGUGCCGACGACAAGGUUUUCAGCAAAGGGCAGCUCGCUGGUAUCAUUGUAGGUUGCUGUAUCGGUGCUGCUCUGCUUGGUGCGCUUCUCGCUCUGCUUUGCUUGCGCAGGCGUCGCGAGAGAGGCGACACCGAGAAGAACACGGUCUAUGGCAAUGCUGCUAACGAGAGUCACGUCGAGCGCCCCUGGAUCCAAAGCGAGGAGGCUAUGCUCAAGUCGCCUGAGCUGGGUCGCCCUUCGACGGAUGCCAAGUUUGCUGCCGGUGCCGCCGGUGUAGGUGCUCUUGCUGCUGGCGGAGCCGCUGUUGCCGCUGCCAAGGGACGCGACUCGGCCGACGACCGUCCCAACAGCGCCAUGAGCGGCGAGACAGGCACCGAUGGACGCGGCACCACCAUCCCCGCUGUCAAGGACCAGUACUCUUCGCACGACAUUUGCCCCGGCGAGACGGUGGUAGCCAUCUACCCUUACAACGCUACGCUCAACGACGAAAUCACCUUGCAACCGGACGACGUCGUCACCGUGCAGCGACUUUACGACGACGGCUGGGCGCUUGGCCGUACCGAAUCUGGUAGCGAAGGUGCAUUCCCAUUGGUCUGUGUCACUUCAACCAAGGGAGGCACCUCGGGUUCCGGUGAAAACCUCAGCGGAGGUGUGACAAGCGGCAACGAGGGUAAUGUCACUUCGUCAGCAGACGGUGCCGUAACCGCCGAAGAGGGUCCAUGA